Messenger RNA from Nestor notabilis (Kea), 431 nucleotides. It is a transcript of the gene LEPROT, whose product is annotated as leptin receptor overlapping transcript. Lineage: Eukaryota; Metazoa; Chordata; Aves; Psittaciformes; Psittacidae. The record is from RefSeq and is a predicted model, not a curated record. Gene Ontology annotation, biological process: late endosome to vacuole transport via multivesicular body sorting pathway; negative regulation of growth hormone receptor signaling pathway. Gene Ontology annotation, cellular component: endosome. The annotation marks the transcript as partial. The transcript has 4 exons.
CUCUCGUGGCGCUGUCCUUCAGCGGAGCCAUCGGGCUGACGUUCCUCAUGCUGGGGUGCGCCCUGGAGUACUACGGUGUAUACUGGCCUCUGUUUGUCUUAAUAUUUUACUUCAUCUGCCCCAUUCCCCACUUCAUUGCAAAAAGAGUCAGUGAUGACAGUGAUGCAGCCAGCAGUGCCUGCAGGGAAUUGGCGUAUUUCUUCACAACUGGGAUUGUUGUUUCUGCCUUUGGAUUCCCUAUAAUCCUGGCACGGGUUGAAGCGAUCAAAUGGGGAGCCUGUGGUCUGGUGCUGGCUGGCAAUGCAGUCAUUUUCCUUACUAUUUUAGGCUUUUUCCUUGUGUUUGGUUCACAAAAGAAGGAACUAUGCACAGGACACUUACAAUGUAGUACUGAAUUCUGUAUUCUUAUGUGUGAAAUGCCUGAAUUGUGA